UACAGGUGAGUAGAUAUAUCCUUUCUUGACCCGGAAAUGCAAUUCAUCCCUCUCUGCUGCACGUGGGGAAGGAUCAACCAUGGGGAAAUCCAAACAAGUAGGAAACCACAAAAGUGACAAGAAAAAGCACAUUUCAAAGACAUGGAAGACAAAGCGCAGGACUAAAGACCUGGACCAGAUCCACACAGACAUGAAGCCUGACACGGCAACCAAGCUGCUAAACCAGGACGUGGACUACGAUGUGACAGGAUGUGCACAACACUACUGCUUACACUGCGCGAGAUAUUUCAUGGAUAUGAGAUCCUUAAAAGAGCACUUCAAAACUAAAGGACACAAGAAACGGUUGAAACUGCUCAGAGAGGAACCCUACACACAGGCAGAGGCAGAGAGAGCAGCAGGUAUGGGCUCAUACAUCGCUCCAAAAACAGUGGAAGUGAAGACACAGACAGUGGAAGAGGACAUGGACUGAUGAACAGAAUUUUACUUUUACAAAAUGAAUAAUGCUUCUAAUAUUCUUUUGCUGUCACAAAUGUUUAUGAGUGCUUUGUGAAAUGCUUUUCAUGUGACACACCUAAUUUGUCCGACUCGGUACAGCUGUUAGACUUCUGGCUAUUGCCAGAAUCAGGACAGCCUUACCUGUUAUACUGGGUAAUGUAAUGCAACAUGUACCAAUGCAAAUAUUGAGUAUGUGUACAACUGUGUGUACUGCUAAUAAACUGUAACAUCGAGUGGA
Messenger RNA from Etheostoma cragini (Arkansas darter), 733 nucleotides. RefSeq names its product zinc finger protein 593 (gene znf593). Gene Ontology annotation, molecular function: nucleic acid binding; zinc ion binding. The transcript is spliced from 4 exons. NCBI's taxonomy places the organism in Eukaryota, Metazoa, Chordata, Actinopteri, Perciformes, Percidae. The record is from RefSeq and is a predicted model, not a curated record. The coding region runs from base 80 to 469 and encodes 129 amino acids.